Uranotaenia lowii is the source of this 3981-nucleotide messenger RNA. RefSeq names its product zinc finger RNA-binding protein (gene Zn72D). Gene Ontology annotation, molecular function: single-stranded RNA binding; zinc ion binding; double-stranded RNA binding. NCBI's taxonomy places the organism in Eukaryota, Metazoa, Arthropoda, Insecta, Diptera, Culicidae. The coding region runs from base 229 to 2859 and encodes 876 amino acids. Gene Ontology annotation, cellular component: precatalytic spliceosome. The record is from RefSeq and is a predicted model, not a curated record. The transcript has 8 exons.
CGUUCUCUAUUCAUCAUGGCUGCCUGAGACUCGGCUUUUCAUGUCAGACUGGUGGACGUGAAAAAUCGAUCGAUUUGCGUUCCAUUCCAAGUGGCUUUGUACCGGAUAUGAGCUAGAACUUAUGUCCACAGAUUUUCGCGUUAAAUAGAAACCCUUUCGUGCUAAAAUUAAUUGCAUUUUGUGCGUUGUGUUGUUGUCGACCGUUUGGUCCAUUUUGAUUGUGCAUUGAUGUUUGUUGUAUACUGUUCUUCCCCGGCGACGACAACCACGAUUGUGACCUGCAGCACUACGGCGACCGGAACAGCAUACCCAACUACGCAGACUGGUUAUGCAGUAGCGACUGCCGCCGCACCGGCAGCAGCAGCCACUUACGGAACAGCAGCAGCGGCUCGACCAACCGGAUACGAUCAGGCCUAUCAAGCGGCUGCAACCCCCGGAACCUACGCCACGACUGCAACUGCAGCAACUUACGAUUACGGUUACGGUCGAUCCACUCAAACUUACGAUACCAGUAAGACGUACUACCAGCAGGCGGGAGCAGCAGCCACAGCUUACACAGCGGCUCCGACGGCAUACGACGCUUCUGGGUCUGGUACUAAAUUGAUUAACUUCCAAGCGGCCACACAGGCAACUUACGCUGCCCAGCCUACACGUACAACCAUUCAGACGGCCAAACCUGCCCCCCAGUACACCGGACAGCCACAGUCGUACGUAUCGCAACCCGCGGGAUACUCACACGCUGUGAACACGGUAAAUAGCGCACCAAAACCGGCGGCUACUGCACAAACUAUUGCUCAGAGCGCUAAUUCGUACUCCGGAUACGAGUCAGCAUUGUAUAGUGCCGCAACGAUGUAUGUCGCUCAGCAGCAGAACAAUAAAGCAGGUGCCGGGAUAGCUGGCCAUCAAGGAUCCGGUGGAGGAAAUUGGCAUGGCAGCUAUCGCAAGAGUGGACAAAUGGGAAUGUUUAAGCAACGACCAAAACCACCGGCCAAGCCACAGCCCAUUCAUUACUGUGACGUGUGUAAGAUAAGCUGUGCCGGUCCUCAAACUUAUCGAGAGCAUUUGGAGGGGCAAAAGCACAAGAAGCGUGAACUUUUGCUGAAACAAUCUACCGAGCCGGGGACCCCUGCGCCAGCUAGGCCACCGAACAGUCUUCAUUGCGAUCUGUGUGAUGUCACGUGCACAGGAAAUGAUGCCUAUGCAGCUCAUGUACGUGGUGCCAAACAUCAGAAAGUUGUCAAACUACACACUAAACUUGGAAAACCGAUUCCGGCUUGUGAUCCGGCUCCAAAUUCCGACGAGAAAAAAGACGGAGAUGGUGAUGAACAUGACGAAAAUGUAAAACCGGUCGGAAGCGAAUAUAUUGAAGAAAUUCAGGACGAUGAAGGCAAGCUAGUUAGUUUUAAUUGCAAGCUUUGUGAAUGCAAGUUCAACGAUCCGAACGCCAAAGAAAUGCACAUGAAAGGACGUCGUCAUCGCUUGCAAUACAAAAAGAAAGUUCAACCGGAUUUGAUAGUAGAUGCCAAGCCAACAGUUAAACAACGGAAGUUGGCUGAAGCUCGUGCUCACCGUCAAGCAAUGCAAGAAGAGUACUGGAACAGACGACGUAUGGCUGAAGCUGAUAUGGAUGACGGUGAUCAUGGUAUGCGUCAGUUUGGUCGUCAUCCAUUUUUCGGAAUGCUACCAGGAAGACGUCCGGAAUCGUCUGAUGAUCGUCACGUGGUAGCUAGACAUGCCGAAAUUUACCCCAAGGAAGAAGAGUUGCAAACGAUUCAACGUAUAGUUUCCCACACUGAAAGAGCUCUAAAGAUGGUGUCUGAUGCCAUGACCAUCGGGAGCAACAAUGAUAAAAAGGAUGGUGAAGGUGACAAGAAGGAUGGCAAAGGUGAUGAUCCGAACAAGUCCGGUGACAGUCAAAUGAUAUCGUUCCACAAGGAAACUGAGGGUGGCAAUGUUCGGCUUCUAAAAGGAGUUAUGCGCGUUGGAUUGUUGGCUAAGGGUCUUCUUCUGAAUGGCGACAACACUGUGCAACUGGUAGUUUUAUGUGCUGAAAAACCGACAACAUCACUACUGAAACGUGUCACCCUUGAGUUACCAAUCCAGCUGAAGAAGGUUGCCGAAGAUCAAAAAUAUAUCGUCACCAUGGCUCCGGUCGAGGGCGCUGUAAUGGUUACGGAUGAAACAGUUACCGUUAAAAUCUCUUUAACUUGUCCGUUACUUCGCGAAGAAGCUGCAAACGAGCAGGUCGGUGCGAGCUCGGAAGACUUACUGCCACGCGAGCCCUGUCUCCAGGCCCUAGCCGCCCUGCGACACGCCAAAUGGUUCCAGGCUAGAGCUACUGGAUUGCAAUCAUGCGUUAUGAUAAUGAGAAUUAUGCGUGAUCUCUGUCACAGAAUUCCGAUUUGGGGACACAUCUCUCAAUGGGCUAUGGAAUUACUGAUCGAGAAGGUAAUUUCAUCGGCCAACUGUCCACUAACUCCUGGGGAAUGCAUGCGUCGCGUAAUGGAAGCGAUUGCAUCGUCGAUACUGAUCAACGGACCAGGACUGCUCGAUCCGUGCGAGAAGGAAUCCGAAGAUGCGCUGGCAAAUCUCAGCAAGCAGCAACGGGAAGAUAUCACCGUGUCCGCCCAGAUGUUCCUACGUUUCAUCGCCUUCCGACAGGUCUACAAGGUGCUCGGUAUGGAGCCACUGCCGCCGCCCAAGUUCAUCAGCAACCGCAACUGGCGCUUCAAUCGCAAGCGUAGGCGAUCAGGCACUGAGGGUGCUGACAAUGAAGCCGAUGGAAAAAUGGUUAAAAAGGAGGAAAACAAAGCUGAAAAUGCCGCGGCCGACAUGGAAACUGGCAACGGUGGUAACUAAGAAUGGAUCCUAAAAAUUCUUAUUUGUUGAGUAGAUAAGGUAGAUAAGACUUUUGCUAGAAUUUUAAAACCCAGUUGAAGCACUUUUGUACGAGACUACAAAAGUUCAUGGAAUGAAGCUGCUAUGAUUAAUUAUCUCCUACAAUAAUCAAUGAAACAUUUGUAUUUCGCAACCAUUGUCAGACAAAAUACCUUUCAAUAAGUGACUCACAAGAAAAGCAAAUAAAUAAAACUGUCACAUAUUAGCUAAAAGAAAGCUAAUAGGGCCUAUAAACGAUCGAAUUGUUUGAAAAACAUUAAUCCAAUUUAAGUUCUUAAAAUGUAUUUGUAUAACAUCCAUUAAAUACUGAUACAGUUUAGUUAAUGUUUCUUGAGUAUGUGAAAAAACAACAAGAUUUUAAUUGCUGAGCUAUUUUGGCUCCCUUAAAAAAUCGCGAAACAUAAACUUGAACGGAAAAGUUAUCCUUUCAGAUCUGUGUGUUUUAUUUAGAAAUCUAUAACUUUUAGGAAACUAUUCAGGUCGAGUGAAACACUAGCAGGCAAUCCGUUAUAGCAUGUCAAUUGAAGGUAUUCUGGAAGAUUCCUAUUAUUUCUAAAUGAAAAAACAGUUUCCUCAAAUCUCUUGAGAAAAACUCAAAAGUAUAUUACCAUCUAUUCAAUUCUCUUAUUAUUCGAAAAAAAAAACCUAAAAUCAUAACCAAAAAAUAAUACAUUAGCCCGAAAAAGUGGCAACAUCUCUGAGUGUUUUAAACAAUGGUUUUUCGUUUUGCUCGAAUACACUCUUUAAAGGAAGAUUUGAGCAAACAGAAGCGUGUCCAAAUCUUUGAUUAUAUGUGCAUUACGAGAACUUGAAAAAAAUGUAUCCUAUGAUAGUAUAAUCAACUAAGAAAAUCAACAUCGCACUACACAUUGACAGUUUUAUGCACUAGGACGAUACAAUAAAUAAUCCAAACUCUUAUCUCUGACAGUCGAUCACAAAACAAAAGCUAAUUUUUUAAUGUCGUCAUGAAAAAAGUUACACAAUUGUGCUAUGCAAUGAAACAAUUGCAAAAAUAGUCAGUGAAUCAUUACUAUUCUAGCAGGUACGGAAUACAAACAGUAAAGUAUUUUCUUCUUGAGAAAA